AUGUCAUUCUUAAGAAAAUCAUUGGAACUCUUUUCUGGAUCAUCAAGCAACAAUACUAGCUCUGACGAUAUCAGCAAAAUCAAGGUUAAUACACUUAAUAGUUCAACCGAAAGUCUUGGAAGUCCCAGAUCUGUCAGCGUCACAAGCCCCAGAUCUUCUUCCACCAACCCAAUGGAAAUCCCAGCUUCUCGUGACAAUAGUUGGUUUAGAAUGGUUCAAGUAGUUGAAGCUGGCUCUUUGAUCAACUGCAUACUUGUAAAUCAACAGCCACCAACAAUAUAUUGGAUUGUACCAUUUUUCCUCAGCAUUUUUUACCCUUUCCUCUUCCAAGCAACAGCAACAACAACAGAAAUCCAUAUAUUAGCCGUAUCAAAUGUUGCAACAUCUCAACGCCCAUCAUCCAAUCUUCCAACAACAACAACAACAACAACCAAAAAGUAA
Messenger RNA from Cavenderia fasciculata, 441 nucleotides. RefSeq lists its product as uncharacterized. Bases 1 to 441 code for a protein of 146 amino acids. The record is from RefSeq and is a predicted model, not a curated record. The transcript is spliced from 4 exons. Lineage: Eukaryota; Evosea; Eumycetozoa; Acytosteliales; Cavenderiaceae.